Molecule: messenger RNA, 648 nt
Organism: Durio zibethinus
Lineage: Eukaryota; Viridiplantae; Streptophyta; Magnoliopsida; Malvales; Malvaceae
Product: cytochrome b-c1 complex subunit 9, mitochondrial-like
Biological process (GO): mitochondrial electron transport, ubiquinol to cytochrome c
Cellular component (GO): respiratory chain complex III
Source: RefSeq, a predicted model, not a curated record
UCGACCCGGUACCUUGUCAAAAGUUCAAACUUCAAAGUUGCGAAACAAAAUUCACCAUCCUUUCGCGCACAGCAUCUCUGCAAACCCUAAUCGCAGAUCCCAGCAAAAGAGACUCCUUCUACCUUAGCGAACCGCCAUGGAUUACGCAGCUCGAAGAAGAGGUCAAGGAGGCCUUUAUGAAGGUCUCUACAGAGUCAUCAUGCGCCGUAACUCUGUCUACGUCACCUUCGUCAUCGCCGGCGCUUUCCUUGGUGAACGGGCUGUGGAUUAUGGAGUUCAUAAGCUCUGGGAAUACAACAAUGUUGGGAAACGGUAUGAAGACAUUCCAGUUCUAGGACAGAGGCAAUCAGAGGAAUGAAACCAUCGUGUUCUGGCUGGAUAUUUUGAAGUUAUUGAGGAUUGUGGGUCUGAGCAUAUAUCUAUUAGGUAGCAAUGUUCAUUGUUGCAAUAAAAUUUAAUUUGUUUUGGUGGAACAUAUUCGUUUCUUAACGAUGAGUUGGUUGAAUCAUCUUUGGAAAUUUCCGGUUAUUCGGAAUUGUGCAUGGCUACAAUGUAUAAUCUACUUCAUUCAUCACCGUGCAAUUUGUGAUUGUUGAAUGUAGAUUAAUUCAUCAUAGUUGCAUUUGUGUUAAGGAUUACGUUCAGUAA